AAAAUUGCAUUGCCGUUGUCAUGAAUGUGAAACAUGUGUGGGGCUGGAUAGCUGGUACUGGCUACGCUUUGGCUACAACUUUGACCGGAGACAAUUUCACCAUCGACUGGCUCUCGGGUUGGCAUUCUCAGUAUGGACAAGAUCGAAAAAUCAUGCGGUGGCUAUACAGCGAACAUGCUUCUAAUGAAUGGUACUCUCACCUUGCAGGUGAAAACCGCCGCCAAGGUGUGUUCAUUGAACUUGGCGCCGGAGAUGGUGUGGACAAGAGCAACACUUUAGCGUUCGAGCAAAAACUUGGCUGGACUGGGCUGUUGAUCGAGCCUUCACCAAGUCUGUAUCAACAACUCCGGCAGAAUCGCCCCAAGGCAAAAUGUGUUCAAACUUGCGUAGCGGCCGGUGCCACCCAAAAGGAUUUUGUCGACUCUGGUCUGAACAGCGGCACAACCAGCAAACAUCGACUCAUGACCAGUGCCAAAGAAAGGUCUUUAAUGAUGUGCGAGUCAUUGAGCAAAUUAAUAGAUAUUCACUUGGGCCAUCUAGGAUCUAAAAUUGAUUACCUAUCUUUGGAUGUGGAGGGUUCUGAACUCGAAAUCUUGAGACAUUUUGAUUUCCAAAAGCAUCAAGUCGAUGUGAUGAGUAUUGAGGUUGACAAUGCUCUCCCCCAAGUGAUGUACAGACGACUGUCGAAUCUGCUGACACGAAACGGUUUUCGCUUUAUGGAGCGCAUCUCAGUGGAUGAGGUCUGGGUGCGGCAAAGAGGUUUCCACCCUGACCCCAGCUGUUCGUUGCCAGUCCAAUUGCAGACCCUUCCCAAAUCACCCAGGAAAGGCUGGGGAGGUGUUCGAACUGCUUUGGAAGACCUGCUACAAGUGUUGAAGCAGGCUGUGCCAGAUGAGUCCGUCAGCAUUAGUGCACUUGAUCUCGGGCCUGAUGUGGAGAUUCUCUUCCAUUAUUGGUCGAACGGGGAUUUGCGAGACUGGGAUGAUCAGUGUCCUAUGGGCAUGCUGACUCUUGGGCUCGCAUUUUCUUUACUGCGGGAUCGGACUAAUAACCCUGAGACUGAUACGCGGCAUAUGUUCAUCGAACUUGGCCAACAAACCGUCUUCUUUUGGACUGAGCGACUGGCUGUGACCUUGCAAACGAUUCGCCGCAGCGAUUUGGUGAAAGAAUCUGAAGCCCUUGCUGAAGAGUUUCACUUUCGGCUUCCCCUCAGCAGGGCAUGGCACAUCAGCAGCUUCCAGGAGAUUUUGGAGUCUGGUUGGCCCCUGUUUGGGCUCAUGUCCAUCGUGGGGAAAGAGCUGGCUAUGGUUCCGCAGGUCGUGGAGCACUUGGAUAUGGAAACUUAUGAAGAAAUUCGACCCAUGCGGAUGCCACUUCUUCGAUGCAACUUACUGGUGGAGGGCACUAAGGUCUCCUUGGUCCAAAAACGACCCUGGGACUUCGAAGGAAUACGACAAUCGACCCAGCAUUUGCUGAUGGACACUGACGCUUGCAAUCUCCUAGGUGCAGCUGCCAGCAUUUUUCAUCAUGUCCGUUUUGAACUCAGCCAGCAAACAAAGGCGGAAUCGCCAGCUUUCCAUCGCUUGGUGAAUUGGACGGCUUCGUGUUCAGAGGGCCUGCUAGACCCACGCAGUUGUUACCAGAAGAGCUUUGGAGAGUGUGCGGCACUUGGUGAUGAUGGCAAGGCAAUACCUGCGAAAUGCUUAAAGAUUGCAGCCUCCUCCAGGCGCCAUGGUUUGAGGCUGCGCCGGCCUCUCUUGUCGGAUCGGCUGCGCCUUUGGCUGGACCAAGGCGAACGGCUCGUCCGGACUUUUGUUGAGCGCCAUGGGCUCUUCAUGGCUGUUUGGUCUGCUUGUCAAAAGGAAUUGGCCCCAGCAAAGAGUUUGAGUGACUCAAGUGGCAACUGGCCAACUAAAAAGGAAGUGUGGACUCGAGAGACGAUGUUUGAUGUUCUACAUUCCAUUCAACAGCUUCUGACCAAGGGAUUCUUUGGAUCUAAGACGAUCUAAGUGAUAUAUUCACCCCAUGGAUACGCAUUGAUAGUGAAGGCAGCUGGCCGCAAAA
Molecule: messenger RNA, 2064 nt
Organism: Cladocopium goreaui
Lineage: Eukaryota; Dinophyceae; Suessiales; Symbiodiniaceae
Source: the annotation of a GenBank genome assembly